AUGAUGGACCUAAGUCUUCAGCAUCGAGAGUAUCCCCCCAACGUAGACGAGGCUUCCCAGCUAUCGGGCUCCUACUUCGUCGUUCCCUCGCCCACCACGACGUUUUGGGAGGAGCUUGAGUCGUCUUGGCCCUGGCUCCCUUCUCUCCAGGACCAAACACAGACGUCUUACGGCGAAGAGCUUCCUGGAAGUCACUUUCUUGGCGAUUGGGUACAGCUGCCGCUUCCAGAGUUACCGUCCCUCAGCCCUGCUCUCCCGCAAGACCGCCCUUCGAAGUCACAGAAUGAGGCGUAUCUUGAGCCAUCGGAUUGUCAGGCUGCAGCAAUCCCUGGUGUUCAUGGCCAAAGCUACUUUUGUCAGCCUUCACAAGAUUGUGACAUGAAGACCUUUCCUGGACCAAGCGUAGUCCUACCAAGUCACUACCAGUGGUCGAGACAAUCUAUCCACGAUCGGAAUGACAUCUCAUCUAGCCAGGAGACUUUUCUGUGUGACAGACAUGCAGAUCCACUAUCAACCUGUGGCAAAACAUGCCACCUAAUUCCCAACAGGGCAAGCCAUCGCAAGCGAGCGAGAUCGCAGUCAGAGCCCCUGGGUGAUGAAACAAUCGAUAGCCUUAACGGAGAGUGCGCAACUGUAAAUGAUGGCAGACAAGUGGAAGGGGAGCUUCAUCACGUGGAGGCAGAGCCAUUGCCGAGCAAAAGACUUGCCUGUCCUUUCUAUAAGUAUGAUCGGAUCACGCACCUCCACUGUGCUCGCUUCCACCUGAAGAGAGUUAAGGACGUUAAGCAGCAUCUUCUCAGGAAGCAUCGGUUUCACUGCAAGACUUGUCACGAAGGCUUUAAGGAUAAAGAAAAGUGCAAAGCUCAUGUCGAUGCCGAGCAGUGCGAUAGCAGGGCCAGUACCCGGUCGGCCGAGAUCGAUGAAGGCAUUUCGGAGCAUCAGGUAAACGAUCUCUUGCAGAGGAUGAAUAGCGGCCCUAAGGGGGAUGAACAUUCCUGGUACACUAUCUGGGAUAUCUUGUUCCCCGGACGAUCCUUUCCCGCCUCACCAUUUCUAAGAACCGAAGUGGAAGAAGUCAUCUCGACCGUGUGUGACUUGUGGCACAAGAAUGGUUCCAAGGUCUUGUCAUCUCUUAAUAACGGCUCAUCGCCGACGGACUUGAUAACCAGCACGGAGUUGCCCAGAGGAAGACCUUUCUCUCCCUUUAACUCUUCCACAGGUGAGGAUUUGUUGUUGAUCUUGGGCCAGCUCGCGAAAGUGAGUGCAACACAAAGCGAGGCCGAUGAGACAAGCCUCACGAAAUCGUGUUUCUACCCUUCGUCGCCUGCAAUUUACUCCCCACCCACGUCUGUCAUGACUCUAAGCGCCGUCGACGACAAAGAGAGGUGGCAGCUUGGUCAUGCGAUGGUGUCUUCUGCUCUGAAAGUUGACGACUUGAACAAUAUAACACUUGGGUCGAGAAGGAGCACAGAGAAAUGA
Messenger RNA from Colletotrichum costaricense, 1479 nucleotides. RefSeq lists its product as uncharacterized. NCBI's taxonomy places the organism in Eukaryota, Fungi, Ascomycota, Sordariomycetes, Glomerellales, Glomerellaceae. Bases 1 to 1479 code for a protein of 492 amino acids. The record is from RefSeq and is a predicted model, not a curated record. The transcript is spliced from 3 exons.